GGCAGACAGCGUGGUGAGUUGCUUGCACCAACGCCGUUCCAGCUGCCAGCAACGUCUGCAGCAAAUCGCGUGUGGCCACGAGACUCUGUCUGGUGCUGAGCUGCGUGUGCAAGUCCCCGCGAGCGUGAAGCGUGAAGGGUCUUUUGGUGGUCGCUUGUGCUCAAAGCGCCCGCGACAACGAGCCCUCGGAACCAGCACAGCAGCAAGGGGCGGCAUACUGGACCGCCAACGAAACCACGACGACGGCGCGAGCGGGUGGGCGAGGAGAGCAUUCGGCCUCCAUUCCAGUGCGCGCUCAUCACACGAAUCUACCUCCCUCCAACUCCACACGAGACGAGAGACCACCGCCCGGCCGAGAACAACGAGGCCACGGUAGCCAUCUGUUCCGCCAGGAUCCAAUACCCACCGUGUCGCCGCUCACACACCCCAACGCUGACGGACCGACGUGCGGCGGGAACAUUACAACACUGGAGUGAACACGCUUCGAGAGGGCAGGCGCGACCGCCGGGAGGAAGUUGCACAGCACGAUGAACGGCGGACUAGCGGGCAGCACGAGCACGGGAGGCCAGUUGUACGUGCGGGCGCUGUAUGACUAUGAGGCCGAUGACCGCACGAGCUUGAGCUUCCGGCAAGGAGACAUUAUACAAGUCAUCACGCAACUGGAGAGUGGGUGGUGGGACGGUGUGAUUCACGGCGUGCGAGGAUGGUUUCCCAGCAAUUACUGCUCCAUGGUGGCGUCGCCAGCAUAUGAUGAUGGAACUGCGCGCCCAGGAAGAGGCGAGUCUGAUGCGGACGGGUCGGGCGAAGACUACGAUGAUCAGACGCAGACACAGCUCGGACAGAGUCCAGACGCGGCCAACAGAUCGCAAGAAGAAGCGGCAUUUUGGAUUCCACAGGCCACGCCCGACGGUCGACUGUUCUACUUCAAUACCUUGACCGGCGAGAGCACCAUGGAGCUGCCUCUGGAAGCGCCGACUUCAGCGAACGAGUCGGGACCACGCGAUCGCACCAACAUCUACAUUCCUGACGUUACGCGACCUCCGGCCGAAUUCCUGCAUCAAUCGGGCUACGGAGGCGACGACGACACGGACUACGCGUCGCAGUCAGAAGCGGAAGACGCUUUUCGUACACGAGGAUCGAACCCCUCGAGCCGACGCAGACGCUCGUAUCUGUCCGACGGCGUGUCACCUGCAACGUCCAUGGAUUCGCUGAAUGCUACCUCUCUGCUGAGUCGUUCUCGCACCAAUCUUACAGAAGCAAGCAAUGCAUCGAUUUCGGCGAUGCAGCAGGGUAUCCCGCCAAUUGGUACCACCAUGACUUCCUUCGCUAACGCACCUGGUAACACAUCGAGCACCUCGUUAUUACCUCGGAGGUUCUUUGAUGAUGCUCACGCCAUUCCACUGACUUGGACUACUAUGGUCGAAGACAUGCGCAGAGCCGUUCAGCGAUACAGAGAAGUCAUCAACGCCGGCGACCGAUCAGAGUACGUUCGCAAAGCAGAAGACAUAUCCGAUCAUCUGCGUCUGCUCCUGGCUGCGGGAUCUGGCACUACCGACAACCACUCGGGCAACCCAUCCAUUAUUUCAACUAAUAAGGCUCUUUACCCUCAUUUCAGAGAGAUGAUGUCAAGGUUCUCAAAGCUCGUUCUUUCAUCUCACAUCGCGGCCGCCGACUUUCCGUCACCGGAUUCUACCCACAAGUGCUUGCAAGAGGCCGAGGGCGUUCUGCAUGGCGUUUACGGCUUUGUUGAAGUCGCGCGACAACAACGUGGCGAAGAAAUCCCGAGGCUGACGCCUGGCUUUGUUACUGGAAGCCGGGUUGCUGGCAACUGGCAGACCAAUGGGCUGGACCGGAAAGACGCCUUGGCCUCUAUGUCCUUUAUGGAUGACGAGCAGGACAAUGCGCUCGAGCCACGCGAGGAAUUGAACCAAGCGCUUCUCGACCGUCUGGAGGAUUUGAAGCGACUAAUUAACACGAGCAUCAAGAAGCUCGACGAGCACCUCCUCCUUCGCGACAAGCUGAUUACUCCUCACAAGCACCGACAAAUUGGCGAUUCUGUCUGCAAGACAGGAAGUGGGGUGAUUGAAGUUUGUCGACCCUAUCUGUCUGCCAUUGAGUCGAUCAAUCUGGCUCCACUACACACUGCGCUGCAAUCCCCACAAUUGAACGAUUUCGCCGAACACAAACAGAAAUUGUACGACUCCACGUCAGAUCUGAUCGUGGCGUGUCAAGCGGUAGCGAGCCCUCUGGGCGAUGAGUGGGCCGAAGUCAGAGGUCCGUCAUUGGAAGAGCGUCUCGGUCGGGUGAAAACUGUCGGCAGGGAUCUGGACGUCGCCGCGUCUCAGAUACACUUCUCGCUGCAACUCUUAUCGGAAUUGAUGCCCGCCGCACAAGGGCAACAACCAGAGUCAACCCAGCGUGAUUCAACUCAAAAAGAUUCCCAUCGUUUGACUGACGGUGGCGCGCCGUAUGAACAACAUCAUCGCCACAGCUCAAAGGGUCUCCGCCCCGCAAUCGCCGAUGUUGGCCAGUCACGCUCCUACACCGAGGGUUCAACACCGAUACGCGAUGCUCAGCGACAAGGCGAAAGCUCCAAGGCUAGUCGCUUCUUUGGGGAAAUGCCUGCAGAGAACAUGUCUGUCUCGACCGGUGGUGGACGUGACUCCGAGGAGAUGCCCAAUUAUCUCCAGCUGGAUCACGAAGGUGAGAUCGCCUACGAUACAAAAACAGACGUACCGCAGCUUCGCGGAGGCACCCUUACAGCACUCGUGGAGCAACUCACCAGACACGACCGUCUGGAUUCGCCUUUCAACAACACAUUUCUCCUUACCUACCGGUCCUUUACCACUGGGCCGGAGUUGUUCGAGCUGCUUGUGAAGCGAUGGAAUAUACAACCUCCACCCGGUGUGGCCGAUCAGGACCUUCAAAUCUGGAUCGAUAAGAAACAGAAGCCGAUUCGAUUUCGCGUGGUGAACAUUAUGAAGUCAUGGUUCGACAACUACUGGAUGGAGCCGAACGACGAGACCAGCCAGCUAUUGAUGCAACGCGUAUACCAGUUUGCGAAAGGCACGGUGCAAUCCACCAGCACACCUGGUGCCGGACCAUUAAUGACAUCCAUUGAGCAACGAAUGAGGGGGCACGAUGCAUCGAACAAACGACUUGUGCUCACGCUGAACUCGCAAGCACCUCAACCUAUCAUACCGAAGAACAUGAAGAAGCUCAAGUUCCUCGACAUUGAUGCGCUUGAGUUUGCACGACAGCUGACGAUUAUCGAAUCGAAGCUUUAUGGCAAGAUUAAGCCUACGGAAUGUUUGAACAAAACCUGGCAGAAAAAGCUCGCGCCCGGUGAUCCUGACCCCGCUGAGAACGUCAAAGCCCUGAUUCUCCACUCGAAUCAACUUACCAACUGGGUGGCACAGAUGAUAUUGACACAAGCGGAUGUCAAGCGCCGUGUGGUGGUCAUUAAGCACUUUGUCAUGAUCGCUGACAAGUGCCGCACACUGAACAACUUUUCGUGUCUGACGUCUAUCAUAUCCGCUCUGGGCUCGGCGCCUAUACAUCGGCUCAACAGAACGUGGUCUCAGGUGAAUGCGCGCACGACGCAGUCUUUGGAAUCGAUGCGGAAAUUGAUGGGCUCGACCAAGAACUUCAACGAGUACCGCGAGGCUCUGCACAAGGCGAAUCCGCCAUGCAUCCCGUUCUUCGGCAUCUACUUGACUGACUUGACCUUCAUUGAGGACGGCAUUCCCGGCAUCAUCAAGAAGACACAACUCAUCAACUUUGCCAAGCGGGCCAAGACGGCAGAGGUGAUUCGUGAUAUCCAGCAGUACCAGAACGUGCCAUAUGGGCUGCAGCCUGUGCCGGAGCUUCAAGAGUACAUUCUGCGCAACAUGUCGAGCGCGGGUGACGUGCACGAGAUGUACGAGCGCAGUUUGCAGGUGGAGCCUCGUGAGCGAGAAGACGAGAAGAUUGCAAGGCUGCUAUCAGAAUCAGGCUUCCUGUAGAACCGGGAGCGCAGCAUCUCUGAAGCGUCAUCCUCCUUCCCGGCAGUCAAGCUAUCCGCAAAAAAAUCGAAAAACGCUAUGCAGUUCCAGCCCGGCGAAGUAUGCUCCAGCCCGCCCAGCCCCAGAAGCGGCUGGUUUUCGUGAGCGACUACAGAUGGGCCGAGCCGUGGACAUGUCACAAGCACAUCCGCAUGCCGCACGCACAUGACUCUUUAAUUUUUGGGCUCUACGGAUGGUCCAGCUAGGGAUUCCGCCGGGCCAGGCAGAGCAAGCGGAAAGAGAGAAAGAAAGAGAACCAUGGCAAGGAAAUGGUAAUUCAUGAAAUGGGAAGACGAACGUAACGAUCAAUGCUAAAAGAAGAGUGGUUGCUCAACAGUGCGCUGUGAGUCGAGUUCAGUUCGCAUGCGUGGUAGACGCGUGGGGGAUCAUUUCAGUGAUGGUUUGUCGUGUGCCGCCGAGAGAGAGGGGGGAGGGAAUGGAGGGGGUUAGGGGGCGGCAGAGGGAGGUAUGGGAGAUGUGUGUUCAUCUGCUGCACGUGUUGCGUGUCGAUUACCUAUCUAUCAGAGAAAGACUUGUUCCACGGCAGCGGCCGCUAGCAAGUGGACAUGUGCAGCAACGUGAUUUCGUGCAUGUGGAACGUAACAACGGAGAAGAGCUGAGCGAAUGAUGUUUGUUCCUGCUCACGUGCUCAUUUAUCUGCGGCGCCAGGAAACAACAAACCGUCCAGUGGUUUGCUGCUCUCUUCUG
This is a messenger RNA of Sphaerulina musiva SO2202, 4751 nucleotides long. Its product is annotated as ras GEF. Lineage: Eukaryota; Fungi; Ascomycota; Dothideomycetes; Mycosphaerellales; Mycosphaerellaceae. Gene Ontology annotation, biological process: positive regulation of GTPase activity; Ras protein signal transduction. The record is from RefSeq and is a predicted model, not a curated record. Gene Ontology annotation, cellular component: plasma membrane. Bases 528 to 4004 code for a protein of 1158 amino acids. Gene Ontology annotation, molecular function: guanyl-nucleotide exchange factor activity; protein binding. The transcript is spliced from 3 exons.